Molecule: messenger RNA, 300 nt
Organism: Penicillium bovifimosum
Lineage: Eukaryota; Fungi; Ascomycota; Eurotiomycetes; Eurotiales; Aspergillaceae
Exons: 2
Coding region: 1-300 (99 amino acids)
Source: RefSeq, a predicted model, not a curated record
AUGCCUCCCCCGAACGUUAAGCGGCUAGUCCUGACUGCCGCUGUCGUCUCUAUCACUAUCACAGGCACUCUCUACGGAGCUGGUCUAAAGACAGAUCAAGAAAUUUCUGAGACAGUAAAAAAGCGCCAGGAGUCGACUUUUGAUGAGCAAUUCAAGGCUCUUCAAGAUAUGCGCUCAAACUUGGUCGCUCGAAGAGGAAUCCUCGAGAACCAGAUACGGGACUUGGAUGCGAGAGUGUUAGAGAAGCAGCAGAAAGGCAUUGGCGGGGACAACAAAGACCAAUCGAAUGGGGAACGAUGA